Molecule: messenger RNA, 4278 nt
Organism: Stylonychia lemnae
Lineage: Eukaryota; Ciliophora; Spirotrichea; Sporadotrichida; Oxytrichidae
Source: the annotation of a GenBank genome assembly
AUGGAGAAAAGUCGAAAGUUUGUUCCAAAAUAGCAAUAAAAGCAACCAAUAGCCUCUAAAUCAAAACCGAAAUAAUAGCAAGAACAGCCUAAAAGUUUAUAUAAACCAAAGCAGUAUUUAGUUGUUUUAAGGCAUAGUGAAAGAUUAGACGAUUAGCAUCGAGUCAGUGAUGAAGAAAGAGCUUCUACUAAAGUAAUGCAUGAACUUGAUAUCCCUAUUUCCUAAAAUGGACAUAAAUUAGCCUACCAAACAGGCUAAGUGCUAAGGGGAAAAGUUGGUUUGAAAGUAGAAGAGAUAAAGACUAAAUGGAAUGUGAAAGUCUAUAGUUCCCCAUAUCUGAGAUGUCUACAAACAAGCGAUUAGGUCAUCAAGGGCUUAACUGAUGAAAAAGAAAAUAUAGACAUAGUAGUGAGAGAACAGCUAUCUGAGUUGCAAAUAGGAGGCUAUAACCAUAUGAUGAAGAUUGAUGAUUUGACUAUUAAUCAGACUAACCCCCAUGAGGAAUUCUUAAAGCAGUAUCUUACUCCAUCUACUGUUAUCAAUUACAACAGAGAUUAUUAGAAUGGCGUAUAUGAGAUGAAAUAUCCAGAGGAGUUUAAGACGCAUUAUGAUAGAUAUUUAAACUUCUUUAAGCUGACAUUGAAGGAGGACUUUACAGAGGCAGCCAAAAUUAAGAAGCAAAAGACUGAGCCUAAGAAUGAGUUAGUGAUAUUAGUGACUCAUGCAAAUGCAGUAGUAGUAUUCUAUGAAUUGAAAGUGCCUAAUGCUAGAAUGACAAAGUUCAUUAUUGGAGUUGGCUAUUGCUGUAUGAGUAUUUACGAGAGAAGUCCAGCUGAGAGUGAUAAUUGGAAUUUGACUCUGUUUGGAGAUAACACACACCUUGAAAGAGGAGAACCUUCGGAGAUUAUGGAUGAAGUUAAUGAAUAUUUAAUUGAAAGUUCAGUAGAAUCUAAAAUUGACUUACAAUCUUCUGCAGGGGGCUUUGCUGCUAAUUCUCCUCUUUCUACUCAUGUAGGCUCAUCCCUUAACAUUGGAGGUAUCAAUUCUAUUCGUUUGAUUAAUGAGAUUGCAGAAAAUUAUGCGAACAGGCAGAGAGAGGGUCCUUGUGGGUUAGCUAUGAAGCAAAACUAAGAGCCUUAAGUUGAGGAAGUGGCUGAGAAUAACUACAUGAACAUAAGAAAUUAAUAGUUAUCUCCAAGUUUCAUCCAAAGAGCAGGGCCAGGCCGUGUUUAAUCUUAAUCAACCCUUCGAUUGGGUGAAACUACUACAAGGAAUGCAGACAGUGAAUUUUUGGAACUCAGUCAGAAGAAGUUCCUAGGCAUGCUUGGGGGCUAAGUAAGGAAGUCUGUUUAAGGCCUUGGUGAUGGUACUCUAAUCUAAGUUACACGUAACUCUUUAUUUUUAGGAAGCAACAACAAUGAUGGCAUGGCUUCCUCUGUUCCUCACAGCCAUGGAGACUCAGGUAUGGGAAAUAUCCCCAUUGAGAACUUGAAGAUCUUUCAGUUGUUCAAGGUGCCAAUGGUGAAGUUGAAGUUGCUGACCUCGAUCGAUAACAAGAUAGAGUUUCUAAUUGAGCACAUGACCAACAACAUAAGGGAUCAACUCAGGACUAUUUCACAGAUGGAACUAGAGAGACAGCAGAAUAUAAAGAUAUUUAAGAAGCAAAUGAAGGAUUAGUUCAAUGAUGAGCACUUCCAAGGACUGUACUCAUGGCUUAAGAUCAAUUCACCUGGGCAUGAGGGGCUAAUCAAGAAACUCAGGACUAAGCUGAUAGAGUCGUUACAAUCUGAGGAUAUUGAUAAAAGGCCAAGAUCUGCAAGAUUCAAUCCUAAGAUUAGGUAGUCAAGUCAUCUAUAAAAAGUUAUAGUAGAUAAUCCAGGAAACUUAUUAAUAAGUGGUAGCGUUUUAAACGAAGCUAUAGAGAAAACCUUCAAUGCUUUUGCCAGAUCUAGCCUUAAUAGGAUAGAAAGUUAGCCCAACCUUAGACGUUCUCUUGUGGGUAAAGAUAAGAUACUCGAGAACGACUACAAAUCUAAUGAAGGCAUUAAGACAUUCAAGAACUUAAAUGCAAUGAUGAAAGAUUUGGAUCAGGAGAGCAAACAAAAAAAGCGGAAGAGCGCUCGGCCUAUGACAGCUGUAGCCAAGCAUGAAGAUGAAGAGGGUGAAGGAAACCAUAACCAGCAGCUUACAAACAAACUAAAAAACGAUGCUUUGACUAAAUUCUUUGACACUCUGCCAGCUUAGAGUUGGGAUGAUAUCAGAGAAAAAGAAAAGAGAUAGUAGAUGGAUCAACUAUUGAAGCAGUUCUCAAUGGAAUAAAAGUCUGCUUAUGACAAGUCAAAGGUAAACUGGGAUUAGAAGUUGGAGAAGAUUUUUUCAAAGCAUAAGUCAGAAAUUAGACUAGGCUUGACUAAGUACUCAAGCACUGGUCCUUGGAAUAAAGUAGUAUUAGGCUAGAUGGAUUAGCUUCGACAAGAUAUGCCUAAGACUACCUCUCAAAAAGAUCUCUAAAGAGCAUAUAACAAUCUAAGAUAUGAUAAGGUAUAGGAGAUCGUUAAUACAAUCCCAAGUCUCAAUGAAUGUCUAGACAAGAGAUUAUUCUAAAAGAGUGUAAAUUGUUUGCCCAAGGAUGAGAUGAAUAAGAUCGAAACUCAAAUAGCUGAAGAUAUACUCUGGACAUACACUCGAAAAAAGUACAACUACCAAACAGCGAGAGGGAAAUUCUUCAAAGAAAAGAUCAGAACAUCAGCAGACAAGAUCAAGAUUAAUGAUGAUAAGAUGGAAGAUAAGAGGCUGUCAGUAACAAGGAAAAAAGAGUAUAGGAAGCUAUCUAAGCGGUACAGAACUAUUCUAGGAGGACUGUAAAAUGGAAACAUCAGCUUGAAGCAAAAUAAAAAUGACCCUUUGCUAAAAUUAUAUCAUCAAGGGGUUCACAACUUUAAAGAGCCUCUACCUCUUCAUAUGAAUUCCCAAAAAGAUUAGAAUGACUUUGUGAGUUUAAGAAUGGCAUUAGAUUAAUUUUCAUCAGCAAACGGAAGAGUGCAAGUUGCUCCAAAAUAUGAUUAAAAAGUGCCUCAUAAGUACUUUAUAGAAAAGUAUGCAGGAGGCCCUGGGUCUAAUUUGGAAAAUAGGAAGCAAGUCAAUGGCUAAGACAUUAUGAAGGCAGCGAUCAGAAUUUAAAGCAUGGCUAGAGUUGUUAUAGCUAGAAAGAUAGCCAGAGAUAAAAAGAAUGAACUUGAAAGAUAGAAAUUUUUAUAUGAAGAAAACUUAAAGAGAUAACAACAAAAACUAGAAAAAGACAUGCUGUACAGAUAGCAUAGCGUGGCUGUGGAUGAAACCUAGCCAAUUUAUAUAAAUUUUACAGCAUCUUCAAAUCUUAACACUUUCUAGACAUCUCAAUCUCCCUCUCCUCAAAGUAGAGUUCAUAAUAAAAGUAAGUCAAGCAGUAUCAAGAAAUCUAAGAUGGAUACUCGAUACCUUAUAGAAAACAAUGUAUUUUAGUCUUCAGGAUAAAACCAAAAGCAGCCGUUGUUUCAAUAGAGUAACAUGAGCAAUAAUUUCAGCAUUAUCCCUGGAGACCCAAACUACUAAAAAGGAUUUAAUCAGAACACUAUCAAAGACUCUUAUCAACCGUCUCUUGAUUUAAAAGAAAAGACCUAUAAAACACCUGGCCAGCUGAAGAAGAACAUGCAAAUGGUAAUACAGAACUUAUUCCAGGCAUGUAAAAAGAACAACUUCAACUACAUUGAGAAAAACAGAGACAGGCUAACAUUAAAGGUGCUAUCCAACUCAAAGGAUCACAAAGGAAACACUCCAAUCUAUGUGGCUGUUGCUAACAAGCAUAUAGACACAGUAAGCUAUCUGAUUGAAAGAGGAGUGACUGUGAAUAGCAAAAAUGAAAAUGGAAACAUUCCUUUGCACAGAGCAUUUAUGAACUAAGACUAUGAUAUGAUUGGGCUUUUACAGAGUAAAGGGGCUAACUUCGAUAUGCUUAAUGAUCUUCACCAAACACCAUUGUACUUUGGAUCGAGAGUUCUAAUAGAUAAACUUGGGAUUAGUAGCAAGCCAGCAAACUUUAUAUUAAGAAACGAUUUUCAGCUGGAAAAAGUUUAAGGAAUGGUCAAAAGAGUAACUUAAAUUUUCAAUGAAACACCAGGAAAAUUCAUAGAGAAAAAGGAGGAUAAGGACAAAGUCAUUUAAGGUGUGCUUCAGAGACUGGAAAGUCCAGAGGUAAUAAGAGAAUUCGCACCGCUUUACAAUAGUCCUAAGAAAAUUUGA